Molecule: messenger RNA, 654 nt
Organism: Ochotona princeps (American pika)
Lineage: Eukaryota; Metazoa; Chordata; Mammalia; Lagomorpha; Ochotonidae
Product: histone H2A type 1-A
Exons: 1
Coding region: 121-516 (131 amino acids)
Cellular component (GO): nucleosome
Molecular function (GO): structural constituent of chromatin; DNA binding; protein heterodimerization activity
Source: RefSeq, a predicted model, not a curated record
UGUAUGUAAAUUAGGUGAUUCCAGCGAGGCUUUUUGAUUGGAUAGAUGGCCAUUAGCAGGUAUAUAAAUAGGCCUGGUCGCAGCCCUGAGGUUUGAUUCUUUGAUACCAACUUGCUAAUUAUGUCUGGCCGUGGAAAGCAGAGUGGCAAGGCUCGAGCUAAAGCUAGGACUCGCUCAUCCAGAGCCGGUCUGCAGUUCCCCGUGGGUCGAGUCCAUCGUCUACUCCGUAAAGGCAACUACGCCGACAGGGUGGGUGCCGGUGCGCCCGUGUACCUGGCUGCCGUGCUCGAGUACCUGACGGCUGAGAUCCUGGAGCUGGCGGGCAACGCGGCGCGCGACAACAAGAAGACGCGCAUCAUCCCGCGCCACCUGCAGCUGGCCAUCCGCAACGACGAGGAGCUCAACAAGCUGCUGGGUGGCGUGACCAUCGCGCAGGGCGGCGUCCUGCCCAACAUCCAGGCCGUGCUGCUGCCCAAGAAGACCGAGAGCCACCGCCACAAAGUCCAGAGCGUCUAAUGUCGCCUAGCACGGAAUCUUAACGGCACACUCUUCAGGAAAACGGAAUACCCAAAGGCUCUUUUCAGAGCCACUCAGGAUUUCAGAGAAGACUGUGCCUAGACUGGGAUGACAAGUGUCGUUCUCCAGGAAAAGCUG